Tigriopus californicus is the source of this 846-nucleotide messenger RNA. Its product is annotated as modulator of smoothened protein-like. Gene Ontology annotation, cellular component: ciliary membrane; Golgi apparatus. The record is from RefSeq and is a predicted model, not a curated record. NCBI's taxonomy places the organism in Eukaryota, Metazoa, Arthropoda, Copepoda, Harpacticoida, Harpacticidae. The transcript is spliced from 4 exons. Bases 16 to 786 code for a protein of 256 amino acids. Gene Ontology annotation, biological process: negative regulation of smoothened signaling pathway.
AGCGUCCUCCUUAGGAUGAUCAUCACGGUCACGUCCUUGGGCAGUGUUGUGAAUCCGUUGUCUUUUGCCUUGAGGAUUGAAGUCCCUGAGUUCAUGCCCUCGCUCGCUUCACUCACUCCCUUCGCACAAGGAUCUUUCCACAGAGAGUCAAGCCAGACGAUGAUGAUCCGGUUGUCGAAUCUCGGCAUGUUUUAUGAUGGAGACAAUUGCAACACCUCGGAAUUGCAAGACAGCUGCCAGUCGUCAAUCGGUCAGUCGAUCAUGGAGUCUGGAACACGAUCGUUUUUGUGCUUUGUUUUGGCGAUUGUUUUAGUUCUUUGCGUGGUCUCCGUGUCCUCUUCAAAUUGGAUCAUUCAUGAAAGUAAAAACACAGUGUCAAAGUUUGGGAUUCUCCAAGAAUGCUCGAAGAUUGUGGGAGAGCCCGAGAAGUGCUGGACUCCCGACUUCAGUAACACUCAGUGGCUUUUGUCCCUCGUGGGGAUUUUGGUUGGUUGUUUGUGUGUGACGGUUGUAAUCAUUCUGCUAAUUUAUUCCAAAUGGGAUGACUACCUUUUGCCUCUGGUGGGUUCCAUCAUUUCUGUUGGAGCCGUUUUUGUUUGCUCUGCGGCUUUAACAUUUCCACUUGGGUUUUCCCAUUUAUCCAUGGAAUCUCAGAUGUUCCAUUUGCCCCAAGAUUUCUCCGUGGGCAGUUCGUACGUUACUUUCUCCUUGGCUCUUGUGGUCCUUUCAUUGUGUCAAUUGGCUUUGGUCGAAACAGCUCGGAAUGGUUAUAGGAAUUUUAGUUAAUCUAAACAUAUUUGUAUGUCAUCAUUACUGAAUAUAUGGUACAUCUUGGCGAGACACUUA